AUGCCCGACACCUCGUCCUACAACGGGCUCUCGCUGACGCCAACCAUGGGCUGGGACAACUGGAACGCCUUCGGAUGUUCCGUCUCAGAAGACCUUCUGCUCGAAACCGCACACAGCCUCGUCUCCCUCGGCCUGCGCGACCUGGGCUACACCACCGUCGUGCUCGACGACUGCUGGUCCUCCGGGCGCAACGAGACCGGGCACCUCGUUCCGGACUCUGACAAGUUCCCCAACGGCAUGCUGCACGUGGCCAACCAACUGCACGCCUUGGGACUAAAGUUCGGCAUGUACAGCUCCGCGGGCGCGUACACGUGCGGGCGGUACCCCGGGUCGCUGGGGCACGAAGAGCUCGACGCGCAAACGUUCGCCGCCUGGGGCGUCGACUACCUCAAGUACGACAACUGCUACAACGAAGGGCAGAGCGGCACGCCCGCGCUCAGCUUCGCGCGGUACGCCGCCAUGGCGCGCGCGCUGAGCGCUACCGGGCGAGACAUCGUCUACGGCAUCUGCAACUGGGGCGACGACAACCCGUUUGACUGGGCCCAGACGAUCAGCAAUAGCUGGCGCAUGAGCGGCGACAUUUACGACAGCUUCCAGCGGCCGGAUAGCCGCUGCCCGUGCACGGAAACGCCCUGUGACUGGCCCGGCUACCAUUGCUCCGUCAUGAAUAUCCUGAAUAAGAUGGCGCCGAUACAGUCGCGGAGCCAGCCCGGCGCGUUCAACGAUAUGGAUAUGCUCGAGGUCGGGAAUGGCGGGCAGAGCGAUUCCGAAUACCUCACGCACAUCAGCAUGUGGGCGCUCCUCUCGUCCCCCCUCCUCAUCGGCACCAACAUCGCGACCCUAUCCCCCCGCUCCCUCUCCCUCCUCUCCAACCCCGCCAUCCUCGCCCUAAACCAAGACCCCUCCGGCACAGCCGGGGUGCGGAAAUGGCGGCACCAAGUCCCCGACGUCGACGCCGACGGGCAGGGCGAGGUUGCGCUCUGGACGCGCGAGCUCGCCAACGGAGACACGGCUGUGGCGCUGCUGAACGCGGGGAACGGCAGCAGGGUUAUGCGUGCUGGGUUGGGGGAUGUGUUUUUGGACCAGGCCACCGCGGGCGCGUACGAGGCCCCGGCCGAGCUAAGCCAGGCGUGGGAUGUUUUCGACCUCUGGGCGAAUCGCAUGAGCGACGAGGAGGCUGCGGCAGUUAUAGCUGGCAAUAGCAGCGAGGUUGCAGCCGACAGCAAAACCCGCUACAACGCCACGGCGCUCCCGUACGCCGACGGCCUCGCGGCAAACCAUUCCGCGCUAGUGGGGCAGUGGGUUGGACGCGUGCAGCCUGGUGGGAGCUGGGAGGCGAGGAUCGAGCGGCAUUCGGUGGGCGUGUAUCGCUUCCGGGUGGCGGAUGGGGGGGAGAGGGAUGAGCUCUAG
Messenger RNA from Aplosporella prunicola CBS 121167, 1410 nucleotides. RefSeq names its product glycoside hydrolase family 27 protein. Gene Ontology annotation, biological process: carbohydrate metabolic process. The record is from RefSeq and is a predicted model, not a curated record. Bases 1 to 1410 code for a protein of 469 amino acids. Gene Ontology annotation, molecular function: alpha-galactosidase activity. NCBI's taxonomy places the organism in Eukaryota, Fungi, Ascomycota, Dothideomycetes, Botryosphaeriales, Aplosporellaceae. The transcript is spliced from 2 exons.